This is a messenger RNA of Rasamsonia emersonii CBS 393.64, 3117 nucleotides long. Its product is annotated as Importin beta-5 subunit. The record is from RefSeq and is a predicted model, not a curated record. The transcript has 3 exons. Bases 1 to 3117 code for a protein of 1038 amino acids. Gene Ontology annotation, biological process: protein import into nucleus. Gene Ontology annotation, cellular component: nuclear envelope; cytosol. Lineage: Eukaryota; Fungi; Ascomycota; Eurotiomycetes; Eurotiales; Trichocomaceae. Gene Ontology annotation, molecular function: small GTPase binding.
AUGGAGCAGGAGCUCCUCCAGCUGCUCGCGGAUACGCAGUCGCCCGCCGCCGAUACCAGAAAGGCCGCGGAGCUGCGACUGCUGCAUCUCUACUCGAACGAAGCCUUCCCCCUGUCCCUCGCGAAUAUCGCUUCGCACGAGUCCGUUCCGGCCAAUCUUCGCCAGUCCGCCCUCUCCGUGCUCCGAAAUUUCAUCCAAGCCGCCUGGUCGCCGCAUCUCGACGAGUUUAAGGGCCAGGUCUUGAUCAACGAUGCGAACAAGGCCACCUUGCGGCGCAUCCUGCUCGAUCUGGCGACAACAUCGGAGACGGCAGAACGCAAGGUCAAAUCGUCCGCCAGUUAUGCCGUCAGCAAGAUCGCGGCGGCCGAUUUCCCAGAACAAUGGCCGGAGCUGCUGCCUGCCCUCCUCCAGAUCAUCAAUAACCCCAACAGCAGUGACAGCGCGCUGCACGGAGCGUUAAAGGUCUUGCUGGACCUGGUGGACACCGGUUUCAGCGAAGAGCAGUUCUUUAAUGUCGCCCGCGAGCUCGUGUCCACGCUGUUCGCGGUCGCCACCAACGAGUCGCGGAAGACGAUCCUGCGGGCACUGGCCGUUUCCGUGUUCCGGACAUGCUUCGACACCCUGGAGAUGGUGCUGGAGCAACACAAGGCUGCAGUCAAGCAGUUCAUGGACGAGGCCCUGAGUGGAUGGUCCCCGUUUUUCCUCUCUGUGAUGAAGGCACCUCUGCCGCAGCGACCCACCGAAGAGGAAGAGGCUCAGGACAGCGAGGUUGCUGCUCAAUGGAGAGGCGUCAUUGCGUUGAAGCUGCAAGCGGUCAAGACUGUCAUGAAGAUUCGCAUGGUGUUUCCAACCCUACUGACGGCACAAAGCCCCGCUCUGUUCACUACGCUCUGGACGGAGCUGUCCAAUAUCCAGAGUGCCUAUCAGAGUCUCUACAUUGAUGACGAGAGGCAGGGGCGCCUCGAAGACGCAGACGGCUUGCCCUAUACACUCGAUUUCCUCGUGCUUGAGGAGCUUGACCUGAUGCAGGCUCUUCUCAAAGCACCGCCGGUGAAGGCUGAGCUUCAGACCCAGCUGCAGAAUGCCGGCCAGGCCGCCACAACGUCCAGCUGGUUACCAGAAGUCAUGAAGCUGGUCGUAGCCUACGCUCAGAUCACGACAGAGGAAGAAGGCCUGUGGGAAGUUGAUGUCAACUUGUUCCUCUCUGAAGAAACUUCUGUCACGGCUAACUAUACCCCACGAACAUGUGGUGGUGAUCUUGUCAUCAAGCUGGGCGAAUGGUUGAAGGUAACGGCAGUUGAGGGACUGCUUGCCUACACCAACAACUUAUUCGCUGAUUCAUCGACUACAUGGAAAUUGCGCGAGGCUGCUCUUUUCAUUCUGAAUCAGCUGCUUCGUGAUUUCAGUGAAGUCGAGCAGCAAAUUCCUGUGAAGGUAGCCAAUGGCUUCACUGACUGCAUCCGGUUCUGUCUGCAGCAGGAGCAGGAUUUCCUGCGAGCUCGGGGUUACUUGGUGGCAGGUGUUCUUGCCCAGACGGCUGGUGAAGGUUUCCGACAGACUGCGGCGAGCUAUCUUGAAGCGACCUUGAAAGCAGUCACGGGGGAUUCAUCCGAAGUCGUCCAGGUUGCAUGCAUUCGAGUGUUGCAAGAUCUCUUACCUUCUCUACCAUCGACGACUACGCAACCCAUGCAAGUUCCCAUCAUCACCGCCAUAUCUGAAUUUGUCUCUUCACACGAUCUGAGGGAGACAACCGAAAAUGAGGACCUCAAGGUGACUCUUGCCGAGACACUGCGCGAUACCAUCAUGGUGGAGCCGAAUAUCGUCCUGUCUUCAAUCGCCCUCGACGUGCUCUUCAAUGUGGCGAGUAACGGCGCCGGCAACUUCCACCUCGGGAUGAUCGUCACCGAGUCGUUCGAAGACAUUGUGCAGUAUAUCGCUCAGCAGGGGUCUGAGUCCUACAUCCGGCUGUGUGAGAAGGUCCUUCCGUCUCUUACUGGAGCCAUUGAUGUUGGAAACUUGACUCAAGAGAGCGCUCUCGCCGUCUUGGCGGCGGAUCUCCUUCGUGCUCUGGUGGAGCAUGGCUUGGAGCCACUCCCCAAUGGAUUUGUCGCGACUGUGAUGCCCAAAUUGAACAGACUGCUUCUGGAAUCUGCCGAUCCGGAGCUGAUCCGUCCUGCCACUCUGGCAGUCAGGCACAUCCUAGCGCACGACUUCAACCAAGUCCUCGCAUGGAGAGAGCCGCAGACUGGCAAGGAUGCUAUUGAGACUGUCCUAGUGAUUAUCGAUCGUCUUCUGGGACCGUCCGUUGAUGACAGUGCCGCUUCCGAAGUCGGUCAGUUGGCUGCGGAGCUGGUCGAGAAAGCCGGAUCCGAAAAGCUGGGACCGUAUCUUCCGCAGCUCCUUCGCGCAGUUGCCCAGCGUCUCGCCACAGCGCAGCAGGCCCAGUUCAUUCAGAGUCUAAUCCUUGUCUUUGCACGCCUAACGCUUGUCAGCCCCCGAGAGGUGGUUGAUUUCUUGGCGCAAGUCGAUCUGGAUGGUCAGAGUGGCCUGAAUGUGGUGCUCAGCAAGUGGUUGGAGAAUUCCGUCAACUUUGCCGGUUAUGACGAGAUCAAACAGAAUAUCAUUGCUCUGUCUAAGCUGUAUAACCUGGACGACCCCCGCUUGGCGCAGGUGCAAGUCAAGGGAGAUCUCAUCAUCCAGGACACGGGCCGGAUCAAGACCCGAUCUCAGGCGCGCAAGAAUCCGGACCAGUACACGAUGGUCCCGGCGCCAUUGAAAAUCAUCAAAGUGCUCGUGGAGGAGCUGGCGUCGGCUUCUGGAAACAAGGAGAUUGAUGCGGCUACCGCGGCAGCCUUGGAGGAAGAAGGGAGCGAUGAUGACGAGUGGGAAGACAUCCCCAGCAACACGUUGGAUCUUAGUAUGGGUGUGACGAAACAGGAGCUCAUGUCGUAUGGAGAAGGUGGCACGGAGAGUACCUUUGGCGUUCGAAAGCGGGAUGACGAGACCCAGGCGUUCCUCCUGCAGUUUUUCCAGGAGGCAUCGACCAAACCCUCAUUCCAGGAGCACUUCGCCGCCUUGACUCCAUCUGAGCAAGAAAAACUUCGCAGCCUGGGUUGA